Messenger RNA from Myotis lucifugus (little brown bat), 1196 nucleotides. It is a transcript of the gene GAMT, whose product is annotated as guanidinoacetate N-methyltransferase. Gene Ontology annotation, biological process: creatine biosynthetic process. Gene Ontology annotation, molecular function: guanidinoacetate N-methyltransferase activity. Lineage: Eukaryota; Metazoa; Chordata; Mammalia; Chiroptera; Vespertilionidae. Gene Ontology annotation, cellular component: cytoplasm; nucleus. The record is from RefSeq and is a predicted model, not a curated record. The transcript has 5 exons. Bases 305 to 991 code for a protein of 228 amino acids.
AGGAAAAUCAUUAGAUCCUCCCACCCCAGCAAGGAAAGGGGGCUUUUCUGCGGCAGUGACAGAUGAGGAAAUUGAGACAGGAGAGUGAAAAGGCGAGGCUACAGACCUUGAGGGCUCUCAGCUGCUGUGCCUAGUUCGCCAGCAGGCGCUGGAGGUUCAGCGAAGAGCGGGACCCGACCCAUGUGAAGCCGUCUUCUGCUCUACGGCCGCUAGAGGGCACUGGAGUCUUCGCGCAGUGCAGUCCGCUCACGGGUUCCAGGCGGGUCCUCAACACCUCACGCCCUCGGCCACGCCCCCGCCAGUCAUGGUCACACCCUCCGGCCCAGAAGGCUCUGCAGGGACCAACCCUUCGCCUCGGGAGCAGAGUCAGGAUUGCCCGUCCGCCUGCAAUAUGAGCGCCCCCGCCGCGACCCCCAUCUUCGUGCCUGGAGAGAACUGCAGGCCUGCGUGGCUGGCGGCGCCCGCGUCCUACGACGCGUCGGACAUGCACCUGCAGAUCCUGGGCAAGCCAGUGAUGGAGCGCUGGGAGACUCCCUACAUGCACGCGUUGGCGGCCGCCGCCGCCUCCAGAGGGGGCCGGGUCCUGGAGGUGGGCUUUGGCAUGGCCAUCGCAGCAACCAAGGUGCAGGAAGCUGCCAUCGAUGAGCACUGGAUCAUUGAGUGCAACGACGGUGUCUUCCAGCGGCUCCAGGACUGGGCCCAGCGGCAGCCACACAAGGUGGUUCCCCUGAAAGGCCUGUGGGAAGAGGUGGCACCCACCCUACCAGAUGGUCACUUUGAUGGGAUCCUGUACGACACGUAUCCGCUGUCUGAGGAAACCUGGCACACGCACCAGUUCAAUUUCAUCAGGGAGACACAAGUGCCGGCGCUGCUGGAGUCGGGCUUCCGCCGGGAGAACAUCCACACACAGGUGAUGGAGCUGGUCCCGCCUGCUGACUGCCGCUACUAUGCCUUUCCCCAGAUGAUCACACCCCUGGUCACCAAGCACUAAGUCUGGUGCACCACCCUCUGAGUGCCUUCAUGGCCAGGAGCUCAGGCUCUGGCUUCAGCCCAGCUUCUAGUUGAAGCAGCACCAGCUGUAAGACCCCAGCUACCUUCCCUAAUCUCUGCAAGAGUACCAGUAUCAGCCUUCUUCUGGGGUCACAGGGAUGAAAUAAAUGUAACACUAAGCUGGCCAAUCAGCACACAUUGCAAAA